Molecule: messenger RNA, 1245 nt
Organism: Fusarium venenatum
Lineage: Eukaryota; Fungi; Ascomycota; Sordariomycetes; Hypocreales; Nectriaceae
Source: RefSeq, a predicted model, not a curated record
AUGAGUACCCCCAGCUUUGGUGCUGACUCACUGAUCGAUCAAGCUGAAUCCUUCAAGACAUUUCUUGGCCUUAAUCAGCCGGAGCCAGGAGACAAGUUCUUUCUUGUUAUGGGCCUUACAGGAGCUGGCAAGAGCACAUUCAUCUCAAACUGCACAGACCAUAGCGUCGUUGUAGGCCAUGGACUUUAUUCAUAUACUCCUGGUUUUAACGACACCACUCGCUCUGAUAUUGAUACGCUAGAGAUAUUAGCAACUUAUCUCGGUGCGUCGUAUGCAAACGGCGUGCGGAUCAGCGGUAUUAUAACAUUAUAUCCUAUCACAAACAACAGAAUGGCGGGAUCAAACUUAAGGAGCUUAACAAUCCUGAAAGCCGUUUCCGGAUUUGCUUUAAAUAAUAAUCUUGCCAUCGUUACCACUAUGUGGCCUGAAUCUCCAACUUCUAUCGAAAAGACCAUUCUUGAACAGCGAGAACUUGAACUUUUGGCGAAUAAUGAGUUCUUCGGUGAUCUUGUCACCAAAGGAGCAACAAUGUUUCGACACUAUGAAAGAGGCUACGGCAAAAGAAGCUCCGGACGACGGAUAGUGGAUAGCCUGGCCCGAAGACUAGAAGGCCAUUCGCCGGUUGUGCUUCAAUUACAACGCGAGGUCGUUGAUGAGAAAAAGAAUCUAGGGGAAACAACCGCAGGGGUAGCGGCAGCUGUGUAUCUAUACAAAGCUCGCCUGGAACAUGACAAUCAUCUCAAACGACUGACUACUGAGUUAGAAAGAACUUCGGCAGGCUCGGAUAAGGAGUAUUGUCAUCAAUUACAAGAGUUGAAGGCUGAAGUGGAUAAAGAAAUCCAACAGACGGAGCAGGAUCGCCAAACGUUGGUCAAGACCAUGGUAGAUCUACAUCAAACCGAGACAAAAUCGCUGGAGCAGCGACUUUCCAACCUACGAAGCCAGUUCGAAGCUGAAGUUCGAAACAAGGAGAUGAUGUUGCGAGACGUGCAAGAUUCUUGUGAUGCGCUUCAAAAGGAGGUAGCUCGUCUCGCAAAUCACCCGCAGCAGCAACAACUUGUCGCACGUCGUACCAAAACCCAUCAGAAGGUCCUUCUAAAGGCCCAGAAAGAUGCUGAGAAAAGUCGAAGGGACCACCAGAGGGUUCAAGAGUAUACCAAGGAGAUCGUUGGUGGUGUUAUGAACGGGAUAGCUGCAGGUACAGUUGCUGGUGUGAUGGGUGGUCUUCUGUGUACAGUGUUGUAG